AUGACGAAACUCACAACUAUGAACUAUUUAUCAUCAGAACUAGAGGCCUCGGUUGUCAUUGGAAUGGAUGUGGCUGCAUCUGAGUUCUACACAUCAGACAAGACCUACGGCUUGAAUUUCAAAGAAGAGAACAAUGAUGGCUCGCAAAAGAUUUCUGGAGAUGCUCUCAAGGACCUGUACAAGUCAUUCCUUGCAGAGUACCCAAUUGUAUCCAUUGAAGACCCAUUUGACGAAGACGACUGGGAGCACUAUGCCAAGAUAACCCGCGAGGUGGGCGAGAAGUAUCAGGUUGUAGGUGAUGAUCUGUUGGUCACCAACCCCAAGGUUAACCAAAUAGGAUCUGUAACGGAGAGUAUUGAGGCGGUUAAGAUGGCAAAGAGAGCUGGUUGGGGAGUGAUGGCCAGCCACCGUAGUGGAGAGACCGAGGACACCUUCCUUGCUGACUUAUCUGGGCAAAUCAAGACCGGAGCUCCAUGCAGAUCAGAGCGUCUUGCCAAAUACAAUCAGCUAUUGAGAAUUGAGGAGGAGCUUGGAGCAGAGGCAGUGUAUGCAGGAGUCAAUUUCCGCAAGCCUGUGAAGCCAAUACUAAUGAGAGAAUCAAAUGGAGCUGAGAGUUUGAUGAUGUGA
This is a messenger RNA of Brassica napus (rape), 627 nucleotides long. Its product is annotated as enolase 1-like. The coding region runs from base 1 to 627 and encodes 208 amino acids. Gene Ontology annotation, biological process: glycolytic process. Gene Ontology annotation, cellular component: phosphopyruvate hydratase complex. NCBI's taxonomy places the organism in Eukaryota, Viridiplantae, Streptophyta, Magnoliopsida, Brassicales, Brassicaceae. Gene Ontology annotation, molecular function: phosphopyruvate hydratase activity; magnesium ion binding. The record is from RefSeq and is a predicted model, not a curated record. The transcript has 6 exons.